CGGGGCGGGCGCGGACUGGCGGCGCGGAGCAGGAUGCUGAAGCUGGCCGCGGGCCUGCUGCUGGCGGCCGCCGUGGCGCUGCUGCUGGACUGGUACGCGCCGGCCGCGUCUUCGGCGCCGGCCGGUCUGCGCCGCCAGCGGGCCCCUCGGCCUGCCCCCGGGGCGGAUGCCGCCAACCUGCUGUGGGCGGUGCAGGUGUCAGAUAUCCAUAUAAGUAGAUUUCAGGAUCCCACCCGAGCUUCUGACUUGGAAAAAUUCUGCUCCGAAACAAUCGAUAUAAUUCAACCAGCAUUUGUUCUUGCAACAGGUGACUUGACAGAUGCUAAGACAAGAGAUAAACUGGGAUCUGAGCAGGUAGAGGAAGAGUGGAGAAUUUACCAAUCAGUCCUGAAGAGAUCAAGGGUCAGGGAAAAAACUAAGUGGAUAGACAUCAAAGGCAACCAUGAUUCAUUCAACAUUCCACGCCUGGAUAGCAUUCAGAAUUACUACAGGAAGUACUCUGCCUGGAGGAAAGAUGGCUCUUUCCAUUAUGUCCACACCACCUCAUUUGGGAGCUAUUCAUUCAUCUGCGUGGAUGCCACACUCAGCCCAGGCCCGAAGAGACCCUAUAAUUUCUUUGGGAUUUUAAAUACGAAUCAAAUGCAAGAGCUCUCUGUGAUGGCCACAGAAAGUCUUCGCAGCAAUCAUACUGUCUGGUUUGGCCACUAUCCCACCUCAACAAUCAUAUCCCCAGCCCCAGGAAUACGAGCAUUAAUGAAUUCUGCCACAGCUUAUCUAUGUGGACAUCUUCAUACAAUGGGUGGACUGAUGCCAGCCUUGUAUAGUCAACACCGCGGUGGCACUCUGGAACUGGAAUUAGGAGACUGGAAGGAUAAUAGGAGGUACCGGAUCCUUGCAUUUGAUCAUGACCUCUUUAGUUUCAUAGAUCUCACCUUUGAAGAAUGGCCUGCUGUUCUCAUCACCAAUCCCAAAUCUUUCCUUUACAGCAGUUCUUUUCAUGAACCACUAGUAAAAAUUCUUUACUCCACUCAUAUCAGGAUUCUGGCCUUCUCUCCUGCUGCCAUUACUUCUGUCAAAGUCGAUAUAGAUGGAGUUCACUUGGGGAAUGCUCAUCAGGCAUCUGGCCCUCUCUAUGUAUUGAAGUGGAGCCCACAAAACUAUAGUGAAGGGACCCAUCAAAUAGAUGUGACGGUCCAGGAUGCUUCUGGAAGAAUUAUCACACAGGGUCAUAUAUUUUCUAUGGAAGAAAACCAUCCUCUUAGAUUUGGCUUUUGGCCAUCUGUUAUUCUUCUUACUGACCACUAUGUUCUAGCUCGUACACUCUUUGGACUGAUUGUGCUGAUUCAGAUUGCCUUGCUCGUUGUUUUCAGAUACCUCCAAAAACCAGUACUUAAAGAAAAGCCAGGACUACUGGGUGUGACCUCAUUUUCCCUUCAUGUCUUCAGUAAAAUAAAUGCCUUCUAUUACUCAGUUUUGGUUCUGAAUUUAUACACUGUUCUCGGACCAUGGUUCAUUGGCGAACUGAUAGAUGGCCAAGUGGGGGCCUGUUUUUCCUUUGGGGUGUUUGUUGGUGGUUCCUUCUUACGGGGUGGUCUCACAUAUGUGGUUGGCAUUUUACAGAUGUUGUUUUUCAACGUGCCAUUAAUGGCGUAUCUGUGCUGGUGCCUUUUCCUGCGGUGCAAAGGUCACAGUUUCUGUUCUCACAUCCGUCACGUCCGACGCCUCUUGGUUGUGCUUAUUCAUCUGGCAAUGGCACUCCUGCUGGCCUGGCAGGUCUAUUCUUGCUAUUUCUUGCAGCGAACCUAUGGGACCUUGGCUUUUGUCCUCUCUCCCAUGAGAAUGUGGUUGGUGGCCCUGACCUCAGUUCUGAUUUAUAAAACCUGGACGUUUCAAUCAUCUGAGCUCAGAACUUACAUAGUAGAAAUGAAAAACUGUCAGAGUUUCUGAAAUACAAUACAGUAGUCAAAGUUCUUCAACUUAAAACUGUCCAAGAUGCAACCUAUUGUUUUAUGUUGCUGGAAUUCUGUACAGACCAACCAUGAAGUGGUAAGAUCUGAAGCUGCACUUGCAUUGCUGCAUAGCUGUAGUAAAUGUGUAACACAUGUAUUAUAUACAUGUGUUGUAUUAUACAUGUGCAGCAUACUGUGUAUACAUGUUAUAGAAUAGACAUUAAUACAGUGUGCAAUAAAUUAUGUAAUAAUCUCUUGUAUGUUUUUUAUGAUACAAAGCAGAUGUCUGUUGUGGAUCACCAGUGGAAAUGUUUACUUGUUACUACUUUGAAUGGAAAAUAUUUUUAAUUCUUGAUUUUUAUAAUGCUGGGAAAAAUGUGAAUAGAUCUUGAUAACAAGCUCCAGGAUUUGUGUGUAACUGCUUUUUAUUUUAAGAUUUGUGUAUAUUUCUAGAGGAUUAGAUGAGAUGUCUGUAUGAAUUAAUGUUUAUUGCAGAGGUGCUGUGUGGCCUUCACUGUAAAGAGUCCAAUGCUUACACACACUUUUCAGUUCAUAAUGAGCUAUAGGAGUUCUUUAUAGGCUGCUGGAUGUGUAAAUAUGUAUUUGUGUGUAUGUUCACCUGAGCCAUGGUCCUAAUCUUAUCCUGGGAUUGCUAGUUAAUUAAUGUGUUGGAAUUUCUCUGGAAGGAAAUAGUAGUUUUCCACUGUUGAGGUUGCUGAUUUUCCCUUAGUUGACUGCUGAAAGGACAGUAAAUGAUUGCCACUGGAAUUAACAAUUGUAGUCAAAAGUUCAGCUUUAAAGCAGAGAAUGGAGACAAUGUUCUCAGGCUGGAAGAGCCAAAAGGAAUCCCAUGGUCUAGUUGCUAUAUCCUUUCUAAGUGAGAGGAGUCAGGGCUGUGUUUCUGGGUCUCAGUGCCGACAAGUGACCUGGGAAAAUCAUUUCUUCAUUUUUGUUUUUCCUCCGUCUAAAAAUGAUGGAACACUUGCAUUUAGGAAGAACUUAAGAAUCUAGAGCCAGAAGACCUGAGUUGUCUUUACUAAUUACAAAUCUGUUCUGCCCUUCUCAACCCCUCUGGGAAACACAGGAGUAUUCUUUUACAAAAUUGCAAAUCAUGAAGUCCUUAAUUCUAACAAUGAUUCUUUGUUAUACCUUAAAGUGAUUGCUAAGCUUCUUGCCUCAGCUUCCCUGCCUUUAAAGAGAACACUGGCCUGCUUCAUAAGACUGAGUGGAACGUUUGAAGUACUUUAUGUAGUUUUACAGUAACUUAUUUAUGGUUUGUCAAGAAGAAGGAGGUAAACUUAUUUAUGUCACCUUAGAAAAGACAGCAACUGUAUUAUAGAAAUAUAAGAAAACAAUAAAUUAAAAGAAAAUGCUACAUAAAACUAAGACUUGUUAUAUCUAAAAUGAGAGCCUUUCUAAAUUCCCAUUCCUCUGUGAUUGACAAUAUAGGAGGAAAAAGAUACUAACAGCUCUUGUUUGUGUAAAUUAAAUACCCUGUUAAGAGAAUACUUUGCUUACCACAAUGUCAUUAGCUGCUGUGUAAAUCUGUUUUGCAAAACUGUUAGAAAAUCUAAGGCAGGGAACAACAGAGAAAAUGUAAUGACAAAUAUGGCAUUCUACAGUGUUGCUGGAAAUGCAAAUACUUUUAUUUGAUCAGAGAGCAUAUUAAAUGGCAAUAAAAUGCUUCGUACCUAUA
Molecule: messenger RNA, 3645 nt
Organism: Numida meleagris (helmeted guineafowl)
Lineage: Eukaryota; Metazoa; Chordata; Aves; Galliformes; Numididae
Gene: TMEM62
Product: transmembrane protein 62
Exons: 14
Coding region: 34-1947 (637 amino acids)
Molecular function (GO): hydrolase activity
Source: RefSeq, a predicted model, not a curated record